GGGGCUUUGUUGGGGUGCAGAUGGGAACCUUCUCUUCGCAUGACCCCGGACCAGGCCCUCAAGCAUGCGUGGAUUCAUCAGUCUCGGAACCUCAAGCCACAGCCCAGGCCCCAGACCCUGAGGAAAUCCAGUUCCUUUUUCCCUUCUGAGACAAGGAAGGACAAGGUUCAAGGCUGUCAUCACUUGAGCAAAAAAGCAGAUGAGAUCACCAACGAGACUACAGAGAAAACAAAAGAUGGCUCCACGAAGCAUGUUCAGCCUUCAGGGGAUCAGCAGGACUCUCUCCAGCACGGAGCUGACACUGUUCAGCUGCCUCAACUGGUAGAAGCUCCCAAGAAGUCAGAGGCACCUGUUGGGGCGGAGGUGUCCAUGACCUCCCCGGGACAGAGCAAAAACUUCUCCCUCAAGAACACAAACAUUUUACCCCCUAUUGUGUGACCUUUGCUGAGGGUAUGUCCUGCUCCUCUCCACCAGUGAUUUGUAUUAAGACAGCACUUAUAUUGUACAAUACUUCAGACUGUUUUUUUUAAAUACAUAAAAGUUUAUUUUAAAAAACUCUAUUAA
This is a messenger RNA of Piliocolobus tephrosceles (Ugandan red Colobus), 564 nucleotides long. RefSeq names its product dual specificity tyrosine-phosphorylation-regulated kinase 4-like. The record is from RefSeq and is a predicted model, not a curated record. NCBI's taxonomy places the organism in Eukaryota, Metazoa, Chordata, Mammalia, Primates, Cercopithecidae. The transcript has 2 exons. Bases 40 to 438 code for a protein of 132 amino acids.